Messenger RNA from Necator americanus (New World hookworm), 1968 nucleotides. RefSeq lists its product as uncharacterized. The transcript has 22 exons. The record is from RefSeq and is a predicted model, not a curated record. Gene Ontology annotation, cellular component: THO complex part of transcription export complex. Gene Ontology annotation, molecular function: protein binding. Gene Ontology annotation, biological process: regulation of DNA-templated transcription elongation; mRNA export from nucleus; signal transduction. Lineage: Eukaryota; Metazoa; Nematoda; Chromadorea; Rhabditida; Ancylostomatidae. Bases 1 to 1968 code for a protein of 655 amino acids.
AUGACUUCUCAGGAAUACAGAAUCGCUGAUACUUCUUUGGAGGCAUCACGUCCUCCGCGCACAUCAACUUCGCGGCCAAGCUUAUCCAAUAAUGCCGAUCAAAUGGAAGAACUAGUGAAGAAACGUGACUUCGAAGGGUUAAAAAAUUACUUUGCCAAUUGUCGUGAGUCCGUGGGUGAAGAGGAUCUCUCCUCAUUGCUUGAAGUUCGUCUUCGUGAGAGAGGGCUGGACAUAGCUCGGGGACCGGAUGAGACUAUCGAAGAAAAUGUUCGCAGACAUUUGGAAUUCUCCCUGAACGUUUGCAAAAGUGGACUAUGCGUCAAGCAAACCGCUGUGCAGACGUUACAGGACAUGUUUGAAUUCAAACAAUCGCCUCUUGUAGAGUCAUCACAAACACCAAUACUAAGGAUGUGUAACGAUCUUCUUAAAAGACUGAGUAGGAGUGCUGAAACAUCCUUCUGUGGUAGAAUCCUGUUUUUCUUGAGUAGGUAUCUUCCUUUGGGUGAAAAGUCUGGGCUCAAUCUCAUGGGACACUUCAAUACCCAGAACAUAACCAAAUUUGAUACGACAGAAACGCAGCCUGUCGAUCUCAUCAAUGGAUCAGACGAAGAAAUUGAAACGGGAGAAAUAAAGGAGGCGAAAGAGAUAAAUAUCCCUGUGGACCAUGCUCUGUACUCAAUGUUCUGGCAAAUGCAAGAUUUUUUUUCCAAUCCAACAUUAUGUUUCGACAAGACUCAAUGGGCCAUUUUCCAAAAGAAUUCUACAGAUGUACUAGGCGUAUUUUCAAGCUACAAACUGGAGAAAUCAGGUGACGACGAUGACGACGAUGGAAUGAAAUGUUUUGCGAUCACGGAAAACUUCCACGAAUUGAUCGACGAAGCUGAUUCAUAUUUUGCCAAAUACUUGACGAGCCCAAAACUCCUUCAACUUCAGUUAAAUGAUUCUCAAUUCCGACGAUAUUUUUUGAUCCAGUUCAUCAUUCUUUGUCAGUAUCUUACAAGUAGCAAAGCGAAACAAAAAAAUACCAGUCUCAGUGAUGACCAGCUCAAGUUUGUUAAUGAGAAUCAGGAGAAGUGCUACCGGUUGUUGCGCGAAACGCAUCCGAAAGGAAAACAUUUCGCGGACAGUGUCAAUCACAUUCUACAACGUGAGUUAGAAUGGGCGAAAUGGAAAAGCGAAUCUUGUCCAGCUAUGACAGAUUUGGCUGACAAACACCCAAUGCAACCAUACAAAAAAAGACCGCGAACAACGUUCAAUCCUUCAGUUGUUGACGUUGGUAGUGCUGAACUGAACAAACUAUGGAGCUUUGGACCGAAUGUGCUAGAAGCCUGCAAAGAUGGCAUGCGGAAAUUUGCGCCAUCAUUAGCAGAGUUCCUCCGUGAUCCCAUAGAUGAGCUCGAUCCUGAACAGCAAGUGGAAGAUCAGUAUAAGUCAACUCGAGAUCCUGCGUUCCAGUUCCGUGCAUGCCGUUUGCUGAUGGCUGAAAGUUCGCAAUAUAUUUCUGCGCAAUCUCAGCAAACGCUCAACAUACCACUAUUCUUAGAUAACAUAAUUUUGAAGACCGGGAAGGGCAUGGAUGAGUUUCGUGAUGAGUUACAAGAGCGUGAAGAACAGCAAGCUAAAAAAGCAGUCGAAGAGUCUCUUCUACGGAAUCGUUGUAAUGGCGUCGAAGGAUCGGCUUCUCCCAGCUCUGAUUACGAGUUGAACGAUAUUACAUUGUCUAAGUUAUGCUGCAUCUUGUCUCCUCACUGGAAAACGCUAGCAGAAACCAUGGAAAUUAAGGGUGAAAAACUAGAGGAAAUCAAAGGAAGAACGAAUGAAGAAAGCUGCGCAGCAGUAGUUAAAUAUUGGACCGAAACAAAUGGCCGCAAUUUUAGAAUGAUGCGGAAUCUAUUGCUAAAGGCUCAUUUGCUUUCAGAAAUGGUUGUCGAUUUGUUAAGGAACAAGUCUCCUUCGAAACCUUCAUGA